Coccidioides immitis RS is the source of this 961-nucleotide messenger RNA. RefSeq lists its product as uncharacterized. Bases 1 to 744 code for a protein of 247 amino acids. Lineage: Eukaryota; Fungi; Ascomycota; Eurotiomycetes; Onygenales; Onygenaceae. Gene Ontology annotation, cellular component: membrane. The transcript is spliced from 5 exons. The record is from RefSeq and is a predicted model, not a curated record.
AUGAAGGGGUUGAUUUUUUUUUAUUCUGAAUUUUCGUUGAUAUAUUUACGCCCUCCACCGCUGCUUUGUGCUGGAGGCAGUUAUUUACAGCAUUAUUGGCAUAUAUCUGGGAGUGUCAUUCUCAAACACUCCUCAGACCACCACAAGGAUAAUAUAUACUGCUACUUCUCGCCCAUCAGCCACCCGAGAAAGCAACUAACUCGUAGCACUCGAAAGAGCCAUAUUCCAUACCUCAAGGAGUACUCCAGUAUAUCGACAACACCUAAACCUAUCCUUCCUCUACAAGACAUGGAGCGCAACCCCAUUUCACUCGCCAUUCGCGGCGUCCAGGCCUUAUUCGGCAUCAUUGUCCUUGGUCUCACUGCAUAUAUUGCUUCCGAAGGGUCCUUGGAGUCCUCCAACUUCCUGCUCUUCUGCGGUCUAUGGACAGCUUUCAUCGUUGUUCCCUACAUGCUUCUCGCUCCUACAUACGCUCCCGUAGCCGCGCAUCCCUUCGCGAUAAUUGGCGUUGAUGGCGUAACCAUGAUUUUCUGGUUCGCAGGCUUCAUUGCUCUAGGCUCCAAACUUCCCCCUCCCAGAUUCUGCACCACUUUCAACGCGUGCCGUGUUCUCCAGGCCGCAACUGUUUUCGGCUCCUUCGAGUGGGUUCUGUUUGUCGCUACUCUUGCUCUCGCGGUUCUUCCCGUCGUUCGAAACCGUGGAACACCAAAGCCGAAUGAAAAUGUACCGCAGCCGAGUAUCUAGAAAGGAAAAAAGAGAACGAAUCAGAAUUCAACCCGAAGUUUAAGUUCCUCCCGCACCCAAUUUUCUGAAUAACUCAACUUUUUUUUUUUUUUUUUUGGAUGGCUAUGAAUAUCCAAACGUACAUAAUACUAUCUCCUACCUAAUGCGUCCAUUUACUUUAUCCAAUAACUUAACUUCGGUACCAUUUCUUUGCUCUUGCCCUUUUUUCUCCUAUGGC